AUGUCCAGCACCAAACUGGAGGAUUCCCUCCCUCGUCGCAACUGGUCAUCUGCUCCGGAGCUGAAUGAAACUCAAGAGCCGUUUUUAAACCCCACGGACUAUGACGACGAGGAAUUCCUGCGGUACCUGUGGAGGGAAUACCUACACCCUAAAGAAUAUGAGUGGGUCCUGAUAGCAGGGUACAUCAUCGUAUUCGUUGUGGCUCUCAUCGGGAACGUCCUGGUCUGCGUGGCGGUGUGGAAGAACCACCACAUGAGGACGGUCACCAACUACUUCAUAGUCAAUCUAUCCCUGGCGGACGUGCUUGUGACCAUCACCUGCCUUCCAGCCACCCUUGUUGUGGACAUCACUGAGACCUGGUUCUUUGGACAAUCCCUCUGCAAGGUCAUUCCUUAUUUACAGACUGUGUCCGUAUCUGUGUCUGUUCUUACGUUGAGCUGCAUUGCCUUGGACAGAUGGUAUGCAAUUUGUCACCCUUUGAUGUUCAAGAGCACAGCCAAACGGGCCCGGAACAGUAUCGUCAUCAUCUGGAUUGUCUCCUGCAUCAUAAUGAUUCCUCAAGCCAUUGUCAUGGAGUGCAGCAGCAUGCUCCCUGGCUUAGCCAAUAAAACCACCCUCUUUACAGUAUGUGAUGAGCAUUGGGGCGGUGACAUUUACCCAAAGAUGUACCACAUCUGCUUCUUUCUGGUGACGUACAUGGCACCUCUGUGUCUUAUGGUAUUGGCUUAUCUACAAAUAUUCCGUAAACUCUGGUGCCGACAGAUCCCAGGAACUUCUUCUGUGGUUCAGAGAAAAUGGAAGCAGCAGCAACAUGUUUCUCAGCCCCGAGGGUCCGGACAGCAGAGCAAGGCCCGGAUUAGCGCUGUGGCAGCUGAGAUAAAGCAGAUCCGAGCGCGGAGGAAAACAGCCCGGAUGCUCAUGGUCGUUCUUCUGGUCUUUGCAAUUUGCUAUCUCCCAAUCAGCAUUCUCAAUGUGCUAAAGAGAGUGUUUGGGAUGUUCACACACACCGAAGACAGAGAAACUGUCUAUGCUUGGUUCACGUUUUCCCACUGGCUUGUGUAUGCUAACAGUGCUGCUAACCCAAUCAUUUACAACUUUCUCAGUGGAAAAUUUCGAGAGGAAUUUAAAGCUGCCUUUUCUUGCUGUCUUGGGGUUCAUCAUCGCCAAGGAGAUCGGCUCGCAAGGGGACGCACAAGCACAGAGAGCAGGAAGUCCCUAACCACACAGAUCAGCAACUUUGAUAACGUAUCAAAACUCUCAGAGCACGUGGUGCUUACCAGCAUAAGCACACUCCCAGCAGCCAACGGGGCAGGACCGCUUCAAAACUGGUAUCUACAGCAGGGAGUACCAUCUUCACUACUGUCGGCCUGGCUGGAGGUCUGAGAGAAGAGGCUGAAUGUCCAUGUGGAGUCUCACCCAUGUCAUCUCAAAGAGAUAAUGGUUUACAAAAACAGCUGCCACUGUGUUCUUAGUGUGAUGUUAAAGAAGAUGGAUUUUAAGGCACUUGUGCGCUUUAUAAGGGACCUGGAUGACUGGAGAUUUCAUUAAAAGUUCUCAGUUACCGAUUUUAUUUACUAAAGUUUCUGUUUUAUGGAAGCAGCUCAUUUUCAAGAAUAACUAUUGCCUGGAAGAAAACUGUUGAAUAAAACUGAUACAUGAAUGAAACUCUGGGAAUGGAAUCAUGAAGUAUGUACAUAUUUCUCAACAUUAGGGCCCAUGAAUUCUGAGUGAUUUGAAUUCAUAUGGUGACCUUUGUAGGAGAAAUGGUUAAAAAAUAAAAGGCGGCCCCAAAACAUAGCAGUGUUAUUGGGGUGUUUAACUACUUACCUCAUUGUGUGCUACUGGCACAGAUGAGGGACUUUAUUGGAACAGUUUAUUUUGGAGCUCAGUUAUGCUGAACAUUGGACAUUGAUCUGCCUUUAUUUCUAUUGUAUUUCAAACCUUCAAUGUGAGAUGUUAAUGUCAUUAAUUUUGUCACUAAUAAGGAUGGUGUAAUAGUUUUAUCAAAUAUAUUUGAGAUUAAUGAUUUAUGAAUUUUUAUUGUAUCAUAAACCUUGACAUUUUGAGUUUAUUCAUUGGGGCUAAAUAUCAUCCCAAGUUUGUGAGAGAAAAAAUGUGAUUCCUAAAUUUUCCACAAUGUGGAAUUAAGUAGCUGUAAAUUAUUGGUAAGUUUAGUGCAAAAGUGUUAGGCACAGUAAUACUCAAUCUUACCCCAGUGCACAUUGAUUCAGGAAGAAUAGCAACUAUGUUCAUCAGUGACAAUAUGAAUGUGUCUAGAGAUGUUAUUAACCAUAACUGAAAUGAGGGCUAUUAGCACUUUGAUACAAUGUAACAAUAUCAGGUUCGCAUUAGCGAUGAAUCAAACAAGCAUCAACGCCAUCUCAAAAUACAUAGAUAGUCCUUACAAUUAGAGACAUUUCAAUGAAACUCAAUUUUCAACAGGUAACUCUUCUCUUUCAUGUCACAACCAAAAGCAUAAAUUCCAUCAGAUUAUUUUCAAACAGUUUUCACAUUGCUUGAUGCAAAAUAAUGAGAUUUGGGGGCAUCAUUAUAUAAGUAUGAAAGUUUUAAUUUACAAUCCAUUCUAUUACUUUAUGCACAGCAGAAAGCAACAGGAACGUGAAAAGCACUGUUAGUCCUCCAAGUUCAAAGGGAAUGUUUUUCCUACAGUUUUCUGCUAUUGAAAAGGGGAACAAAAGACUCCCCAACUUGCCACGUAUUUCUAUUCUUUUAAAUUUUCUUUAUAGACUUUGGAGUUAGGAAAUCUACAUUUUUCAUGAAACGUGUUUCUAUUAUUGUAUCCAUGUAUGUAUCAGCAUGUCAGUUGUUCAACAAGUAUACAUUUAAAGUCCUUUAUGCCUGAUUGUACUGUGUUUUCAUAACUAUCUUUCUUAUUCAAACAAUGUGGCUAUAUGUCUCCCAUUGUGAAGGUCGAAUUAUGUAGUUUUUAAGUAAAAUAUUGCUGAGAAGUCCAUAAUCACAUCUACAUUGUCCUGCUGUACUGUGUGAAAAAUUAUGUUGUUGUUCAAUACAUAAAUUGGAUAUUUGCUCAUAAUUAUUGUCAAGUCUUUGCAGGUAAGGAUUGAAUUAACCCUGAUGCUGUACUUGAUGACCAAAAUAUUUUCCAAUAAGUUUAUAUAACCAGGGAUAAUUAUGAUAUAAAGGGUUUUUAAUAUUGUUUCUAAGAAGGAGGUACUAUAAUAAAGGCUAAUGUUAAAUACACAAAUAUUUCAUAAAAGCUAUAUAAAGCAACAAACUUAUAGAACUAAAAAUUGAAGCUUUUAUCUGAGUCAGAAUUUUCCUGUGUUUGUGACUUAGAAUAUUGAUCCCCUUAAUUUUCAGAUUACUAUCAUAGCCUGCAAAUGCAUGAGUUAAUUUUCACUAGGUAAUUAAACUUUUAAACUAGA
Messenger RNA from Myodes glareolus (Bank vole), 3407 nucleotides. NCBI's taxonomy places the organism in Eukaryota, Metazoa, Chordata, Mammalia, Rodentia, Cricetidae. The record is from RefSeq and is a predicted model, not a curated record.